This is a messenger RNA of Naegleria lovaniensis, 1698 nucleotides long. RefSeq lists its product as uncharacterized. The transcript is spliced from 5 exons. The record is from RefSeq and is a predicted model, not a curated record. The coding region runs from base 1 to 1698 and encodes 565 amino acids. Lineage: Eukaryota; Heterolobosea; Eutetramitea; Acrasida; Naegleriidae.
AUGUAUUAUUACAGUACUAAUGGUGAAUGGGAUGAAUCAUUGGCCAAUGAUUACGAGGAUCAUGGGAAUGAUAUUGAAAGAGGAGUACGAGAGGGAGUGAAUUAUGAAGAGUUUAGAGAUUCAACUCCGACAUUACUUCAUACAGAUGAUCAAAAUCAUCAGGUCAUAAAUAAUGAUAACCUCAAUGAGGGUGAUGAUGAGAUACCAUCACACAUCAAUUCUAAUAGUGAUCAGAAUUCUCAUCGAUAUUUUGCGGAACAGCCAAAAGCACAAUAUCAUGGAUUAAGGAAGAGAAAAAAAUUCAGUAUUAAUCCAUUAAAAGCUUGUUUGGGAAGUACACUGACGUUUAUUUUAUUGGGAGUCAUUGCAAUCUUUAUAUUACUAAUGGUACUCUUGCUGGUGGAAAAACCAAGACAAGUUAUCAUAGUCUUGUCAAUUGAUGGAUUCAGAUACGACUAUUUGGACUUGUAUCCACAAUAUGUGCCGACUUUGUUGAAAAUGAGACGAGAGGGAGUUUAUAUUGACAAACUAAAGCCCUCGUUUCCAACUAAAACUUUUCCCAAUCACUAUACAAUAGCAACAGGUCAAUAUGUACAAUCUCAUGGAAUUACCUCAAACAAAUUUUACGACAAGAAUGCUCCUUUUGAUUCGAAAGUUUUCACACAACAACUCACUGACCCCUUUUGGUGGGAACAAGGAGAACCAAUUUGGAUUACCGCUCAAAAACAGAAAAUAUCCACUGCCUGCUAUGAUUAUCCUGCAUCAAAUGUUAAAAUUCAAGGCAUGUUUCCGACCUUCUACGAACCAAUUUACAUUCAUGACAAUUAUGACAUUCAGAAAAGAAUUGACAAGUUAAAUACAUAUUUAAGCAUGACCAAGAAUCAUGAAGCUCUCGCUCCUAAAUUAAUAAUGUAUUAUUUAGGGUGGGUUGAUGACGCUGCCCAUUUUCAUGGCAUACCCGACCCUUCUAAAAAUCUCACCUCUGAAAGUUUAUAUUUUUACAAUGCUCUCAAAAUGGUGGACGAUAUGGUUGCAAAUAUAUUUCAAACCAUUUCUGCUUUAAAAUUGGAAAGUCAUGUGAAUGUCAUUGUGUUAUCGGAUCAUGGCAUGGAAAAUGUGAAACAAAAAGAAGAUGGAAUUUGGAUUCAACCCAUGUUAGAUCGUUACUAUUCAUAUAUGAACAUGGCACCACUUAAUAUUUACUCGAUAGCAGAAACAUACACUUCGGGUACUUUGGUUGAUUUCUAUGUCAUGCCAAAUAAUACAGAUCACAGUGCACGUCAAUUAGCCAUCCGUACGCUCUAUGAAGGAAUUAAGGGAGCCAUUGAUUUGUUUUCUUACAAGUGCAAAGUUUACACAAAGGAAGAUAUGCCAUUCCGAUUCAAGUAUACCAAUAAUUCGAGAAUACCUGACGUUUUGGUAGUGAGUGACAUUGGUGAAUACAGUGCACUUGAUUCCAUGUUUUGGUGGGGAGAGAAAGCAGAUCAUGGAUACGACAAUGAAGAACCUACCAUGCAAGCUUUUUUCCAAGCUUUGGGACCUCUUUUCAAAAGUGGUGGCAUCAAGGCCUAUGACUCUGUUUCCAACAUUCACAUUCAUUCACUUCUUGCGUCUUUACUCAAAAUCAAACCUUCCACACGAAAUGAAGGAAAUUUGGAUGAAAUCAAAAAUGUAUUAUCGUAUGAGGACACUAAAUAA